CAUGGGGGAGGUGGAAAUCUCAGCCCGGGCCUACGUGAAGAUGUGCCUGCACGCCGCCCGAUAUCCGCACGCUGCUGUCAACGGGUUGUUGCUGGCGCCGGCACCGCACUCCCGGGAAUGCCUGUGCCUCACCGACUGUGUGCCCCUAUUCCACAGCCACUUGGCCCUGUCAGUCAUGCUGGAAGUCGCUCUCAACCAGGUGGAUGUGUGGGGCACCCAGGGCGGUCUGGUGGUGGCUGGGUACUACCAUGCCAAUGCAGCUCUGGAUGACCAGAGCCCUGGCCCCCUGGCCUUGAAAAUUGCUGGGCGAAUUGCAGAAUUCUUCCCUGAUGCAGUGCUCAUCAUGCUGGAUAAUCAGAAACUGGUGCCUCAUCCUCGUGUGCCUCCAGUCAUUGUCUUGGAGAACCAUGGUCCCCGCUGGGCCCCCAAGGACAAGAACCUAGUGAUGUGGAGGGACUGGGAAGAGUCUCGGCAGAUGGUAGGAGCACUGUUGGAGGACCGGGCCCACCAGCACCUUGUGGACUUUGACUCUCACCUUGACGACAUCCAGCAGGACUGGACCAACCAGCAGCUGAAUACCCAAAUCAUCCAGUGGAUUGGUCCCACUAAUGGAAAUGCCUGAAACAGGGCCAGUGGGGCCAGGAUCCAAUAAAGAGACUUGGG
Messenger RNA from Orycteropus afer afer, 663 nucleotides. NCBI's taxonomy places the organism in Eukaryota, Metazoa, Chordata, Mammalia, Tubulidentata, Orycteropodidae. The record is from RefSeq and is a predicted model, not a curated record.